UGGAGAAAAAAAGGUGGGAACCCUGAGAGGUGCUGUAUACGGUAAUCGAAGUUUUUCCCACAUAGCAGUUUAUUAUGCAAUUAAGUUUGUUUACCUCAUAUUUCUGAUUCUGCCAGCGGUUAUUUACUUUAUUUAAUUGCCGGUUUUGAAGCUUCGUUGUUUAUAUGAGCUGUUUUGCCAGAUAAUCUGAAGACGGGAGUUCUCACACUUUUUAGCAAUGUGCUGGAAGCGGGGGGAUAUUUGUUUAGUGGCUAAACGUAAUGUUCGCUGGAUCCAUUUUUUUGGGGGGGUGUUUUUCAUGUUGUCGUGGGCUGGCUGUAGCGACUGAAUCAGUUCAGAGGAAGGUCGUUCAAAUAUAUCCACGUUUUUCCUGCACGUAUCCAAAUUUCAUGGGAUGUGUUCACAUUUUUUCCUCUCACGUUUUAAAACUAUGUGUUUUUCCUGUGAUACGGCGAAGAAGUGCAACAUUGGAGUGCAUGAAACACUCAGCGACCUGUGGAUUACAGCAAGCUAGCCAAGGUUAGCUAGCUUCUUGGGUCUAUAGAAGUUCGGCUACAUAGCUGGAUUUUUGGAAAGAAGAGGACACCCAGAUUUCUAAAUGAUCCAGCAUUAAUCUUAAAGAAUUGCUUUAUAAUACGGAAAUACGGUCUGUGUGCCUUUCAACAGUGGAACCUCGUUUAUCGUGGAAUGAGGCCGUGGCUAGUUACUUUCUAGUUUAGCUAACGUUAGCGGUGUGGGAUUUAUUUUUUUCUCGAAUCGGAAUACUUUAAAAAGAAAAAUCAAACAUUAAAGUGAACUAUCCCAUACAAUUGUAGGAAAUGACUAUUUUUAUUCGCAAAUGUGUCGCCAGAACACACGAUCAAACUAUUUAGUGGUCAUCUUUUUCAGGGAGAACCGAAAUCCCAAAGUUAGCUGAGAAGAUAUUGCUGUUAAUUAAGAUACAACCACGUUGGACCCCUGGCCCCUUUUUAAGGGGGCUAACUGGACUAGCUAGCUUGAUUUAUAUUCUCCUUUUGAACACUUUUUUGUUUGUAUUGGAUUUCUUAAACGAACUUUGGAUAUCUUCAAAACACACACAGAGAACACACUCGAAGUCACAAUGCAGUUUGGGACUUCAGCGGUUGUUUUGGUUACUUUUAUCUACAUUGGAUGUCACUGUGUCCUAACAAAUGGAGAAAUCUGUCAGAGUAAGGAUAUCCGUAACAACGUGACCAACCUGCAGUUAUUAGAGAACUGCACAGUAAUUGAGGGCCACUUGAAGAUCCUCCUCAUGUUCAAGGCCAAGCCCGAGGACUUCAGGGGCCUCAGCUACCCCAAGCUGACCGUUGUCACCGACUUCCUCCUCCUAUUUAGGGUCUAUGGUCUAGAGUCCCUCAGCAAUCUGUUCCCCAACCUGACGGUGAUCCGAGGCAACAACCUGUUCUUCAACUACGCCCUGGUUCUGUUUGAGAUGGUGGACCUUAAGGAGCUGGGGCUCCAGAGCCUCAUGAACAUCACCCGGGGAGCCGUGAGGGUGGAGAAGAACCCGGACCUCUGCUACCUCUCCACCCUGGACUGGUCCAAGAUCCUGGACACAGUGGAGGACAAUUACAUUGUGGCCAAUAAGAAUGACCGGGAGUGUGGGGAUGUGUGCCCAGGCACGGCCUAUGGGAAGACCACCUGUCCUCAGACUACCAUCAAUGGACACUUUGGAGAGCGCUGCUGGACUCAGAACCACUGUCAGAGAAUGUGUCCCUCCACCUGUAAGCAUCGGGCCUGUACCCAGCAUGGCCACUGCUGCCACGACCAGUGCCUGGGAGGCUGCUUGGAGGCAGGCAAAGCCAGCAGCUGUGUGGCCUGCCAGAACCUCCAGCACCAGGACACCUGUGUGGACCACUGUCCCCAGGGAUACUACAUCUUCAAGGGCUGGCGCUGUGUCUCUCUCUCCUUCUGCCAGGACCUUCACAACCAGUGCAAGAAUGGAAAGAGCAGCGACUGCCAUGAGUACGUCAUCCACAACAAAGCCUGCAUCCCAGAGUGCCCCUCGGGGUACACCACCAUCAACUCUACCGCGUUGAACUGUACCCCGUGUGCGGGGCUGUGUCCUAAGAUGUGUACAGGGCUGAAGACAGUGGACUCUGUGACAGCAGCCCAGGCUUUGAGAGGAUGCACCGUGCUCAACGGCAGCCUGAUCAUCAAGAUCCGUGGAGGGAACAACAUAGCAGCAGAGCUGGAGGCUAACCUGGGUCAGCUGGAGGAGAUAACAGGCUACCUGACCAUCAAGAGAGCCUAUGCCCUUGUCUCUCUCUCCUUCCUCCGCAAGCUACACCUCAUCCGCGGAGAGACGCUGACCCAAGAUGGGAACUACUCGUUCUACGCGCUUGACAACCAGAACCUGCGUCAGCUGUGGGACUGGAACAAACACAACCUGACCAUCCUUCAGGGGCGCAUGUUCUUCCUUCACAACGCCAAGCUGUGCAUGUCUGAGAUCCGCAAGAUGGAGGAGGUGACGGGCACCAAGGGGAGAGACAUCAAGAAUGAAAUCGCCGGCAGGACCAAUGGAGACCAGGCCUCCUGUGAGAACCAGGUGCUGAAGUUCACCACGGUGCGCACGCAGUCAGACAAGAUCCUCAUCAAGUGGGAACCCUUCUGGCCGCCUGACUUCAGAGACCUACUAGGCUUCAUGGUCCUCUACAAAGAGGCGCCCUAUAAGAAUGUGACAGAGUUUGAUGGCCAGGAUGCGUGUGGCUCUAACAGCUGGGUGAUAGCUGACAUAGACCCUCCACCCCGGGCCUCGGAGGGGAAGGAGCAGGGAGAGCCUGGCUACCUCAUCCAUACUAUGAAACCCUAUACCCAGUACGCCAUCAUGGUCAAGACCCAGCUCUCCGCCUCAGAUGAACACCAGGUCCUCGGGGCAAAGAGUGAGAUCAUCUACGUCCGCACCAAUGCCACCAAGCCGUCGGUGCCGCUGGACCCCAUCUCAUCAUCCAACUCGUCCUCUCAGAUCAUCCUGAAGUGGAAGCCCCCCACGGACGCCAAUGGCAACAUCACUCACUACCUGGUGUUCUGUCAGCAGCAGCCCGAGGACAGCGACCUCUACAAGUUUGACUACUGUCAAAAAGGAAUGAAGCUGCCAUCGCGGGUGCCUACCCAUCUGGACACUGACGAGGAGCAAAAGUGGAACCAGACAGACGAGUCUGGGCCAGGGAACCGCUGCUGUGCCUGCCCCAAAACAGAAACCCAGCUCAAGAAGGAGGCUGAGGAGUCAGAGUACCGCAAGACCUUCGAAAACUACAUCCACAAUGAAGUGUUUAAAGUCAGACCGUCUCGUCGGCGCCGCUCAGUGGGCGUGGCCAACGCCACCCUUCCGCACUUCCUGACCACUCCCCCCACCCUGCCCAACGCGUCCACCACGCCCAGCCCAGAUGGCGAGGGGGUGGAGGGCUCUAAGGUGACGUUGGUGGUGUAUGCCAAGGAGUCGACCGUCAUCUCCAACCUGCGUCACUUUACCAGCUACCAGAUAGAGAUUCAUGCCUGCAACCACCCCACAGACCCCCAACGCUGCAGCAUGGCUACCUACGUCAGCGCCCGCACCAUGCCCGAAAAGAAAGCUGAUGACAUUGUGGGCCAGGUGACCCAUGAGAUGGUGUCGGAGCACCCAGAGUCUGUCCACAUCAAGUGGCUGGACCCCAAAGCCCCCAAUGGCAUGAUCAUCCUGUACGAGGUCAACUACAAGAGGUUGGGAGACCUUGAGGAGCUGCAUCACUGCGUGUCCAGGAAGGCCUACACCCAGAUCGGCGGCUGCAGGCUGAGAGUGGUGCAUCCUGGGAACUACACCGUGAGGAUACGUGCCACAUCGCUGGCAGGAAACGGCUCCUGGACCGAACCCACCUUCUUCUUCAUGCCCGACAAGGACACCACUUCACUGAAGAUUAUCAUUGGCUCAGUUAUCUGCUUCAUCCUGCUGCUAUUCGUAGGAGGUGGAGUCUUCAUGAUCUUCAAGAAGAAACAAACUGAGGGACCCACUGGACCUCUGAUCGCCUCGUCCAACCCAGAGUACCUGAGCGCCAAUGACAUGUACGUGCCUGAUGACUGGGAGGUGGCGAGGGAGAAGAUCAACAUCUUGAAGGAGCUGGGUCAGGGCUCAUUUGGCAUGGUCUACGAGGGCAUCGCCAAGGACAUUGUGAAGGGCGAGCCGGACACGCGUGUGGCGGUGAAGACGGUCAAUGAGUCGGCCAGUCUGAGAGAGAGGAUAGAGUUCCUCAACGAAGCGUCGGUCAUGAAGGCCUUUAGCUGCCACCACGUGGUGCGUCUGCUGGGGGUGGUGUCUAAAGGCCAGCCCACUCUGGUGGUGAUGGAGCUGAUGACCCACGGGGAUCUGAAGAGCUUCCUGCGCUGCCUCCGACCAGACUCUGAGAGUAACCCCACAGGGAAGCCCCCUCCCACACUGAAGGAGAUGAUUCAGAUGGCGGGGGAGAUAGCAGACGGCAUGGCCUACCUCAACGCCAAAAAGUUUGUCCACAGAGAUCUGGCCGCCAGGAACUGCAUGGUGGCUGAGGACAACACCGUCAAGAUCGGAGACUUUGGCAUGACCAGAGACAUAUAUGAGACGGAUUACUACCGUAAGGGAGGGAAGGGUCUGCUUCCUGUCAGGUGGAUGGCUCCUGAAUCUCUGAAGGACGGAGUGUUCACCGCACAUUCAGACUGCUGGUCAUUUGGUGUGGUAUUGUGGGAGGUCAGCACCCUAGCAGAGCAGCCUUACCAAGGCCUGUCCAACGAACAGGUCCUCAAGUUCGUCAUGGACGGAGGAUACCUAGACAAACCAGAGAACUGCGUAGAGCGGAUCCACAACCUGAUGUCGAUGUGCUGGCAGUACAACCCCAAGAUGCGUCCCACCUUCCAGGAGAUCAUCGAGAUGUUGAAGGAGGAUGUUCACCCCAGCUUCCGGGAGGUCUCCUUCUUCUACAGCGAGGAGAACAAGCUCCCCGAGACAGAGGAGUUUGACUUGGACCUGGAGAACAUGGAGAGCAUCCCACUGGACCCAUCGUCCUACUCCCAGAGAGAGGACAGCGACAGUGCAUCCAGAGACAAUGGAUCCAGCCAGAACCUAAGGGGCAACUAUGAGGAACACGUGCCCUACGCACACAUGAACGGUGGCAAGAAAAACGGACGAAUCCUAUCAUUGCCGAGAUCCAGCCCUUCCUAACAUUUCCUAAGGUUUUCUUCCUCCUUUCAAACUAUUUAAAUUGUUUAACUCUUGCUGAAGCCCAUAAGAAAACUGAUCUCAGGACAUGUAUUUUCUUCCUCACAGCUGCCAAGCAUGGUGGGACACACGAUGCAAACAUUUUGGUAUAUGUUGAAAGACAUUUUUGCAUUUAUCCAGAAUCAUCUACUACAACUUUCUACUAUCUUUAUUUUUUUGUUCACUAUUGCCAUGUUUCCAGGACUGGUUGAUGGAAAAAGAAAAAAAAACUGAACACUUCUCGCUCUUUCCAGGCUGCCCCAUCUCUCUUCCAUUCUCUUGAAAACCUUUUCAGAUAGUGGCCUUUUUAUUUGUGGCCUGUUAACAAAGAGAAGUGUCCAUCAAUACUUGUAUUAAUUUCCUUUGAAUUUCCUUUGAAAUUAGACAGGUUUGAACCAUGGGAUGGCAUAAACUCUCUAGAACAAAUGUCUAUUCGUAGAGAAACUUUUUAUUUAAUUUUUUUGUGCAGAAUUCCAAACUUUACGGAGAUUAUUUUGGUGUUUGGUGAAUAGUUCUAAUUUAUUAGCAUUUUUUUGUCUCACUUUUUCAGUUUUAUUUCUGAGUCCUCACAUUAUGGCUGAAGGAUAUUUAAACAGUUAAAAGUUGGGCAAAAUAGUUCCUCAGACUGACCAAUAGCUGCUGCUUUCAUAUAUUUUUGUGGAUAUAGAAUAUAUAAUAUAUAUAGUAUAUAUGGAAUAUUUGGUAUUUAUAUCAAUAUUUUAUAUAGAAUAUAUAGAAUAUAGAUGUUUUUGUACAUAUUUCUUAUUUGUAAUGUUUUCAUCUGACGCUUUUCUGGUAAAAUUGUUUGUUUUUUUGUCUGUCUUUUCUCUCUCUCUAACCCCAGAUAUCACACUAAUCGGUCACCAGUGCUCUGUUGUCUUAGACCUCCACACGUGAUUUUACUUCUCUUUCAAACCCUCAGGAGAACCCUGUUCUCCUCAGCAACAAAGGGCAGCCCACUAUUUUAGAAAAAUCAUGGCAUCUUUCAAAUGUUGUUCGUCCUGUCAGUGGAAGCGUUUGGGUCGGCCACUAUGCUAAAAUGACAAGAACCAAAAACUGAAUUGGGAAUGAAUGGUGCCUUGGUCUGAUGGAGCCAUGGUGUAGAUGUCCAUGUUGUGUUAAAAUGUGUCUGUUUGGUUGAUCAUUAGCGAUCUGUUUGAUUGAUUGAUGUUAUCGGUGGGGCUAGAAAUGUGAUGUCUGCUUGCUUGGACAGACAGUUUGUCUUGGCCUGAUGAUUGUACUUGGCUUGUGCGCUCUUGGCUUGUGCUGUUGGUAGUGGGAUUUUAUAGGGUUAUAGUUGGGUCAUAGGAGACCCAUCUACCUAUCUAUCUCCUCCACUGGAGUCAGAAGCCCAUAUAGGUGGAUGUAUUGCAGGACCACAUACCAUCAGGGCUUUGAGAGAAAUAUAAUGCCGUGCUUCAUAUGAGUAACGAGCAUCAGCUCUACUCCAGCACAACCCCCAUGUCCUCAGACAACUGGUUUUGUUUUGACCCUACCACCACCCUGCGCCCUCUCCCCACAUAACGAUAGCCUCAUUGGCUGUAAUGUUCGCUGACACAGGAAGGAGGUCAGAAUCAGGCUGCUGGUGGAAUUUUCCAUGUUACUGUGGUUGUAUGCUUUUGAUUUUGAACAUUUUGGAAAGUUGCUAUUGCAUUCAGAGUCCACAGCGGGCAGCAGCGAAAGAGAGGGAGGGAGCCGUUAGAUGAAGGUGUGUGUGUGUCGGUGUGUACUAACGGAGAGAGGUGGUGUACAGGUGGUGGUUUGGUAUGAGUCAGGACAUGCUGUAGCUGUACAACAAGUGCUGCUUUACCCCCAGGGCUGGGCUAACAUUCUACUAUUGGCAGUGGAGACCGUGUUCGGACUUGUCCUGAUUUGUUUUUAAAGUACACACACACUUAUUCUAUGUGGCACAAAUCACAAAUUGGUGUUAACUACAUAAAGAUUGAUUGAAAAGUGUCUACAUGGCAUUCCCAUUGAGAAGCACAAAUAGCCCAAUCAUUAGUAGUUCACACACACACACACACACACACACACACACACACACACACACACACACACACACACACACACACACACACACACACACACACACACACACACACACACACACACACACACACACACACACACACACACACACACACACACACACACACACGUCUCUAUUUGUCCCACUAUCCCUCCCUCUAGCCAAAGGCAGUGAUACUCAUUGUCUAUUGUCAGAAGCAUUGAUAAGGGACAGAAAAGCACAGACAGGAGCUAAGGGUAAGUCAAUCUGACCAGCAGUUUGAGCCUGUGUGGCUGUUAAGAGCUUACAGUUGUAGGCCUGGUGUUAUUAACCCUAACCUGCCCAUUCAUCUUCGCCCCGUUAUCACUGUUUACCCCUCUGUCUGUAUGUCUGUCUGUAUCGGCGAUGGUGGAACCGCAUCAGCCUCCACCCAGUGCUUUCUCAACCAACCACAGACCAGAGAGAUGGAUGGACAUUGCACAGGCUGGUUACUGUUUGUUUGUUGGCACAUACUCAUGUUAAUGUGUGUGUGUGUGUGUGUGUGUGUGUGUGUGUGUGUGUGUGUGUGUGUGUGUGUGUGUGUGUGUGUGUGUGUGUGUGUGUGUGUGUGUGUGUGUGUGUGUGUGUGUGUGUGUGUGUGUGUGUGUGUGUGUACACAUGUUAGACAGAGUGAGAGAAAUACGACUCGUAGAUGGGAGCUAAAUCCAUACCGUAAAUCUCAAGUAGUACUUAGAGAUGAUGAGAAAGAUAUGGCAGUUGCUAAAUAACUUGUAUCUCUCUCUGUUUCUACGGGGAACAUCAGCUUGUGAGGGAACAUCGGCUUGUGAGAGAGGUAUGUGGCUAGUUUUUGGUCAGUUGUAAGGGUUGAAUGGCAAGUUCAUUUAGUGCUAUGUAUGGUGUUCAAAGUUUAAGCAAUGUUAAACCACCUUUCUGGUUCUCGCUGAUUCUUGAUCUACUCCACUUACUCGAAUGCCCCCCAAAAUGUUUGUUUUCUUCCUCAAUCAGUUACACUCUCAUACAUUUUUACUUUGUAAAUACUAAAGAAUAUAUUGUCUGGAAAAAAAAGAGCGAAAAAGUGGGAAACCUCCCUCACAACUGUGCAUACAGUACAUGCCCAUAACGAGAGAUAAAUGGUGGAUCUCUCCACAUAUGACCAUUGUCUCUUUAUGGCGGUGUAUACACGUGUAUGCAAUUUUCAAUUCAGAAGAUCACCACCAUCUUUGAAAAAUUACAGAUAUUUAAUAUUUUAUUUAUUGUAUUAUUGUAUAUAAAAAAAACACUGUUCGCUUUUUGUCAGUUUUUUAAAUAUUGAAAGUCAGGUAAAAAAAAAACGAGUUAAGGGUAGAGCUAUAAAUGUGAAAAGGAGUUGGUAGUUGUAGUUUCUAUGUAUUUGGCCACAGUCUACCUCAGUGUGUGUUUGGAGGAAUCAGUUUGAGACUACAGCAUCUUUCUUCAUCUGUCAGUCUGUUGGUAUCCCUGUAGUUCAAAUCAGAGGACGGGGACAGCCCCUUUAAAGAGAUUAAAAAGAUAAGACCCUGUGUGUUUCUCAACAUGCGUACUAACAUGCUCCGAGCACGCAAAUUGGACCACGAGAGGGUCGGAUUAUGAGUCCAAAUCAAGGUAUACAUAAUCUCGAAUGCAUACUCCGUUUGUAAAUAUUUUUGAAGCAUGCAUCGAUGCACACUUCAACAGAAAGUAUACAAAGAAAUAUGACGCAACCACGUAAAAAAUUAUGUAACAUUUUUUUACAUCAAUGGAGGGCAUUAGUUGAGCUGAAGAGAGAGAAAAUACACAUCAACCUCGGAAUGAAAUGCAUAUUCACAUGUCAUAUGUUGCCAGACUACAAUAUUUUUUUCUUGAUACCUUCAUAAAUACCUGCUGUUUACCUGCCUACUUACAAUAGAUUGCAAGCCCAUAAUAAGUAAAUAGGGCUAACUGGCUAGCUACUACUGUUAGCUAGCCAGAUAGCCAUGAAGAAUUGCUAGCUGAACUACCCACGCAUAACUGACAUCUAUUUUUAUUUAACCUUUAUUUAACAUCUAUCUUGCAUAAUAUUUGUUUUAGUUUAACAGGCAAAAAUGAUCUAUCUGUUUAGUUACAUUAUUAUGAUUCACAUUUAGCUGAUAGUUAUUAAGUAAAAAAGUUGCUUUGUGUAUAUCUUGUUUCGUCUCUCAUGCCAUUGUCCUGGCUGGAAGACGGUUCAGUGAAUGGCUAAGUCCAUAGUAAGUCAAUAGGGAUAACUGGAUAACUAGCUAGCCACAAAGAAUUGGUAGCUACCCGUGAAAAAUGUACAUCUACCUGGCAUAACAUUAGUUUCAGGUCAUUUUUUGCAUUUUUUGUUUAACUAGCUGGCUAGCUAGAUUAUUACGAUUCACAUAUCCAUCUGAUAUCUAUGAAGUAAAACGUUUGCUUUGUGUAUAUCUCGUUUCGUCUAUUGCUGCCAUUGUCCUGGCUGAAAGACGUUUCAGUGAAUGGGGAGGUGAAGCGUAAGGUAAUAUACAGUUGAAGUCGGAAGUUUACACACACUUGGAAUUAAUCACACAGCUGGAAUUAAUCAUUCUCUCUACUAUUAAUCUGACAUUUCAAAUUCUUAACAUAAAGUAGUGAUCCUGACUGACCUAAAAAUUGAAUUUUUACUAGGAUUAAAUGUCAGGAAUUGUGAAAAACUGA
Messenger RNA from Oncorhynchus gorbuscha (pink salmon), 9899 nucleotides. Its product is annotated as insulin receptor-like. The record is from RefSeq and is a predicted model, not a curated record. Gene Ontology annotation, molecular function: ATP binding; insulin receptor activity; phosphatidylinositol 3-kinase binding. Bases 1100 to 5185 code for a protein of 1361 amino acids. Lineage: Eukaryota; Metazoa; Chordata; Actinopteri; Salmoniformes; Salmonidae. The transcript has 20 exons. Gene Ontology annotation, biological process: positive regulation of kinase activity; cell surface receptor protein tyrosine kinase signaling pathway; protein autophosphorylation. Gene Ontology annotation, cellular component: insulin receptor complex; axon; membrane.